AGUCAGCACAACAUAACAGAGUGUCUCGCAAAUUCACGUAACUAGCGAGAGCGUAACAAUGGUAAAAUGGCGAGUAGACGUUCUAUUUUGGCUACCACAAUAGACUCUAUACCUUCUACCUCAAGUGAUCCUUUGAGGGAAUUGUUCGAAGCGUGUAAGACAGGUGAUAUUGUACGAGUAAAGAAGUUGGUGACGCCGCAAACAGUCAAUGCUCGCGACACAGCUGGAAGAAAAUCGACUCCAUUGCAUUUUGCAGCAGGCUAUGGUCGCCGAGAUGUGGUGGAGUUCUUAUUGGCUGCAGGAGCAUCCAUACAAGCACGUGAUGAUGGUGGCCUCCAUCCUUUGCAUAAUGCAUGCUCAUUUGGACAUGCUGAUGUCGUGAGACUGUUGUUAGAAGCAGGUGCAAAUCCAAAUACACGAGACAACUGGAAUUACACUCCUCUUCAUGAGGCAGCAAUUAAGGGAAAAGUGGAUGUCUGUAUUGCACUACUGCAGCAUGGGGCAGAUGCCUCAAUCCGUAAUACAGAAGGUAAAACUGCAUUGGAGCUUGCUGAUAGUGCAACGAGACCUGUACUCACGGGAGACUACCAUAAGGAAGAACUUCUGGAAGCAGCACGCUCAGGUGCUGAGGAUCGACUUUUAGCAUUGCUCAACCCGUUAAAUGUUAACUGCCAUGCCAGUGAUGGCCGACGUUCAACACCCCUCCACCUAGCUGCUGGUUACAAUAGAGGACGUGUAGUUCAACUUUUACUGCAGAAUGGAGCUGAUGUGCAUGCCAAGGAUAAAGGUGGCCUUGUACCAUUGCACAAUGCUUGCUCUUAUGGGCAUUUUGAAGUAACAGAAAUGCUCAUAAAACAUGGUGCAAAUGUUAAUGCAAUGGAUCUCUGGCAGUUCACUCCAUUACAUGAAGCUGCAUCUAAGUCUCGUGUAGAAGUCUGCUCCCUGCUCCUUAGUGAAGGAGCUGAUCCGACACUCCUGAACUGCCACUCAAAAUCUGCUAUUGAUGUAGCUCCUACAAGAGAACUUCAGGAACGACUAGCUUAUGAGUUUAAAGGUCAUUGCUUACUAGAAGCAGCAAGGCAAGCAGACCCAGCUAAGGUGAAGAAGUAUUUAAGUCCAGAUGUUGUCAACUUCAAACAUCCUUACACUGGUGAUACACCUCUUCAUUGUGCUGUUGCUUCACCUUAUCCUAAAAGAAAGCAAGUCAUGGAGACACUUAUUCGGAAAGGAGCUCAUCUGAAUGAAAAGAAUAAAGACUUUCUUACUCCAUUGCAUAUAGCAGCUGACAACUCACAUUAUGAUGUAUUAGGCGCACUGCUAAGCCAUGGAGCAAAAAUUAAUGCCGUCGAUGGAUUAGGACAGACAGCUCUUCACCGAUGCGCACGUGAUGAUAAUCUUCAAGCUUGCCGCAUUUUAUUGUCGUAUAAUGUUGACCCAAACAUUGUUUCCUUACAAGGAUAUACUGCUACACAGGUUGCUACGGAGAAUGUUCUUAAAAUUUUACAAGACCCUCCAUCAGGAAGUGCUGAUGUGGAAUGUCAGCUUCUGGAAGCAGCCAAGGCAGGAAACACAGACCAAGUACAAAGGCUUUUAACUUCCUAUCCACAUAUCGUCAAUUGCAGAGAUCUGGAUGGCAGUUCUUCAUUUAACAGGCAUUCUACCCCUCUCCAUUUUGCUGCUGGCUACAACAGAGUGGCUGUGGUGGAAUAUUUACUGGCACAUGGAGCAGAUGUCCAUGCUAAAGAUAAAGGGGGACUCGUUCCGUUACACAAUGCUUGUUCGUAUGGUCAUUAUGAAGUGACUGAACUGCUUGUGAAGCAUGGAGCUAGUGUAAAUGUUGCGGAUUUGUGGAAGUUCACACCUCUACAUGAGGCUGCAGCUAAAGGCAAAUACGACAUAGUACGACUUCUGCUCAAGCAUGGUGCCGAUGCUAGCAAGAAGAAUAGAGAUGGUGCAACUCCUCUGGAUCUAGUGCGUGAGGGUGAUCAAGAUGUGGCAGACCUUUUAAGAGGUAAUGCAGCAUUGCUAGAUGCUGCCAAAAAGGGCAACUUGGCACGGGUCCAAAGGCUUGUCUCAUCAGAGAACAUAAAUUGUAGAGAUGCUCAGGGACGAAAUUCUACGCCACUCCACUUGGCUGCUGGCUAUAACAAUCUGGAGGUAGCAGAAUUUCUUCUGGACCAUGGAGCUGAUGUUAAUGCUCAGGAUAAAGGUGGUCUCAUUCCAUUACAUAAUGCAUCCUCUUAUGGCCACCUAGAGAUUGCAGCACUUCUUAUUAAGUUUAAUACUGUUGUUAAUGCAACAGAUAAAUGGGGCUUCACACCUCUACAUGAGGCUGCACAAAAAGGGCGCACUCAGUUAUGUGCUUUACUGCUGGCACAUGGGGCCGAUCCUUUUCUGAAGAACCAGGAAAGUCAAACGCCAUUGGACUUGGCAUCUGCUGAAGAUGUGCGAUGUCUGUUGCAGGAUGCAAUGGCAUCCCAACAAAAUGUUCCUACAGUACCUGCAUCUGCGCCUCCAUCCCGUCCUCCCUCCAUAGCUAUGGGACCAACAUCUACACCCCUUGCAGUUGCAUUGUCUCCUCCAGCACCUACAGAGACUGUGAUAAUGCCCUCGGGUGCGUCCAUGACACUUUGUAUCCCCAUGUCACGGGGUUGUCUUUCGCCGAUGCCUAAUGCUGAAGGUUGUUGUUCUGCUGAAACUGUCAAACAGGAAGGACUGUCACAAGAUAUUGGGUCAAUAACAACAGUUGCAGGAUUCCUACAAAGGUACAGUCUUGGAUUAGAACAUCUCCUCGAGUUGUUUGAACGGGAGCAGAUAACUCUUGACAUUCUGGCUGAAAUGGGUCACGAAGAUCUCAAACAAGUUGGUGUAAGUGCUUAUGGGUACAGGCACAAACUUAUUAAAGGGAUUGAUAAGCUGUGUGCGAGUGCUGGGUCACUGUGGAUGACUCCUUCAAAUCCUGGCACUCUAUUGGUUGAUCUUCUAGUUGAAGACAAAGAAUUUCUAGCUGUUGAAGAAGAGAUGCAGUCAACAAUUAGGGAACACAGAGAUAAUGGUCAUUCUGGUGGAGUUUUUUGUAGAUAUAAUAUUGUCAGGAUUCAGAAAGUGCAGAAUAGAAAGCUCUGGGAGAGAUAUUCACAUCGACGGCAAGAGGUGGCUGAAGAAAAUGUGAAUCAGCCUAAUGAACGAAUGCUUUUUCAUGGAUCACCGUUCAUAAAUGCAAUUGUACAAAAGGGCUUUGAUGAGCGACAUGCCUACAUUGGAGGCAUGUUUGGUGCAGGCAUUUAUUUUGCUGAACACUCCUCAAAAAGCAAUCAGUAUGUUUAUGGGAUUGGAGGUGGUAUUGGAUGUCCAGUACACAAAGACAGAUCCUGUUAUAUUUGCCACAGGCAUUUGUUGCUGUGCAGAGUUACUUUAGGGAAGUCAUUCCUACAAUUUAGUGCAAUGAAAAUGGCCCAUGCACCACCUGGUCACCACUCUGUAAUGGGACGACCCAGUGCUGGUGGUCUGACGUUUCCUGAGUACGUUGUGUACAGGGGAGAACAGGCUUAUCCAGAAUAUCUCAUCACUUACCAAAUUGUGAAGCCAGAGGAGAGCCCAACAAGUGGAGAACUAGAGAGCAGAUGAUUGGUGACUCUGGCAGGCAGUGGGCCAGUUCCCACUCCCUCUGAGACAAGGCCCCAGGACUGUUGCUGCAAUGGUGGCGAGCUGUUACAGUUUGCCCUGCAUUGCUUGCACUGGCUGUCUGUGGCACAGCCACCUAGCAUAUGCAAGACUGAUGACUGGAAUGACGCAGACCAGUGGCCCACUUAGUGCGCUAUUGAUCAUGCUACAGACAUUCUUACAAUCCCAGCAGUAUUUCUCUAACAUUGCCAUUAUUUAAAGGAAGGGGAAAUUUAUAUUAUGGUUGUUACCAAAAAUAUAAAUUAAGGAACUGAGA
Messenger RNA from Schistocerca nitens (vagrant locust), 3940 nucleotides. Its product is annotated as poly [ADP-ribose] polymerase tankyrase-like. The transcript has 19 exons. Gene Ontology annotation, molecular function: NAD+ poly-ADP-ribosyltransferase activity; protein binding. Gene Ontology annotation, biological process: protein localization to ciliary inversin compartment. Lineage: Eukaryota; Metazoa; Arthropoda; Insecta; Orthoptera; Acrididae. The coding region runs from base 67 to 3627 and encodes 1186 amino acids. Gene Ontology annotation, cellular component: ciliary inversin compartment; cytoplasm; nucleus. The record is from RefSeq and is a predicted model, not a curated record.